AAAGGGUUAAAGUUAACUCAAUAAUAUUUUCCAAAAUCAUGAAAUAUCCGUGAAACAUGGAUAAAAAUAAGAAGAAAUCUUAUGCCAAUGGAAAGUACAAGAAAAAUGGCAAAUCCGACACGUACAAAGCCGACGAUGACGUCAUCACGACGUGUUGUCUUUGCGUCAAAACUAAAAAAAGCAAAAAGAAAAGUUUGAUCGCGGGCUGCGUGACUAACUUGGGGAUAUUUGUCCUGCUGUUAGCUUAUACCUUGCUGGGUGCAUUUAUAUUCCUAGCUAUCGAAGGAAGCGCGGCGAAAAUGCACCAGAAAACACUCGCAACUACGUCAUACCAAGUCAAUGAACCAAAAUCUGUGUCGUUAUCGAAAUUGAACGGCAGUAUAACGCAAGCCAGUGCAGAAUUGAGAUCGCAGACGGUCGAAAGUAUUUGGGAGAUAACAGUGUCACUCAACAUUCUGUACAAAGAAAAUUGGACGAGACUAGCAGCUCAAGAGAUUGCUAGGUUUCAAGAGAAAUUGGUGGCGAGGGUUGCGGCUGACGUCUCGGCGCAGUACGGUGGAGCGAGGGCUUUGGAGUCGACCCCGCCGCUCGUCGUUGACGAGUAUGAAUGGAAUUUUGCUAAAGCAUUUUUGUAUUCAUUGACUGUUCUUACUACUAUAGGUUAUGGCAGCGUAGCUCCAAGAACCGCUUUAGGCAAAGCAGUUACAAUAGGUUACGCUGUGAUAGGGAUACCUUUAACAUUACUUUAUCUGUCAGUUGUCGGAGCUCUGUUAUCAAGAUUGGCUAGAAGUGUCUUCAGCAGAGCUCUAUGUUGUUGCCUGUGUACGAAAUGCGGCUACUGCUGCCUUGACGAAAGAACAAUGACUACCAAAGAAAGAAAGGAGAAAGUGAGAAGACAGGAUGACUACAGGAAUCAGACGUUGCAUUUGCAAGAACCUUACUACGUGAGAUCGCCAUCUGGUACAAUAAUAUCAGCAUCUCAAGCGCACAGCGUGAGUACUACUUCGAUCAAAGACAAGACUCAAGGCCUGAGCUUUCUAAGGGAUUGUGACUCAAUGAGUUGUACAGACACCGAUUCAAAAGUAUCACUUCGUGGAUUUUCGAUUCUAGCUCCAGUGUCCUUGUGUCUAGCAGCGAUUUUCAUUUACAUAUUCUUUGGUGCACUCGUUUUGUAUCAGUUGGAGGGUUGGAGUCCGAUUGAUGGAAUUUACUUUUGUUUCAUGAGCCUCAGUACUAUUGGGUUUGGUCAUUUAGCUCCUGGAGCGACCCAGAAGAACAGUGCUUCUACUGGAACAGUGUGGUUCUGCUCGAUUUACAUCAUGACCGGUCUCGCCCUCACUGCUAUGUGCUUUAACGUACUGCACGAUGAAAUUGUCCACCGUCUCAAACACCACGAGAAAGUUCUUAAAGCCAAUUCACAGAAGGUACUCACAUCUGAGUUCCUGCACAGGUCUUGACGAGAUGAUAGCGCCAAUUCGAUCGAUGAGACUAUAAUCAAUUCUGAAGCUGAAUCUUUGCCUGAAGUUUUACACCACGUUAGCUCGAGAUGCGAAGGGGGCGCUGUACGAAGGACAAUCUAUACACUAAGGGAGGAAAAAGAGCCGGAAAGAGUGACCCCAAUGUAAUCUGACCUUACUUUGACAGGAAUUUUGUUUAUAUUGAUUUACCCCAAAAUAAAAGUGGGUGGGAAUGAGAGUUUAAGAACCUGUAGAAUAAAGAAAGUUAAAUUGUUGGACUACGAGUUUGUAUCGUGUAACACGGAUCCUUAGUAUAUUGAUUCGUAAGAAAAAUUGACACUGCAAUCUAAUAACGUUAAUACAUGUUUUUUUAAACCAAGUGUUCAGUGAAGGCAGUAAUGAUUUUAAUAACAAUUUUAUUUAAUAUUUUAUUCAUAGCUUAUAUUUUAAAAUUAGUCCGACAGCAAUGACGACUGUGCGAUAGUGCGCACUGCCUAUUGCCUAAUUCCUAAAAAUUAAACAUGGCUCUUAACCAGAUGUUAAGUAAAGAAAUGACUGACCAUAUGUGUUAAUUAUUUUAAUUAGAUGAAUACCAAUUAUUAUAGGUGUGAUUGUUUAGUCGUACGAAGUGUUUAAAUCCUUUUAAAAGAUCCAUUUGUAUGCAGAAAUUUUGGUAGAAAUUCAUUUAAAAUGAACGAGGAAACAGACAACUGUCAAACUCUCAAAGUUUCUUCAUGUAAAUGGUCUCUCGCGUAUUUUAAGUAAUGAAACCUUAUAACUAGUGUAUUAAGAUUUAAAAUUGAAAUGUUUUUGUACGUAGAUAUUAUAUUUUAGAUUUAUUGUUUGAAUGAAUUACCGGUUGUAAUUAAUGUAGGUAUACCUAUAAUGUGCCAAAUUACAUAAAUAUAUCAUGUAAUUAGGUAUUAUUUCGUAUUACGUAUCAGGGAUAAUGUUGUUUGACAACAUUUAUAAAAAAUAUUUAGUUGAGAUUAUGUAUCAAGAUUGAUAUUCAUUUGCACAAAUAGAUUUAAUUAUAAUUAUUUUGAUACUUGAUGACUGUUUAAUAAACAAAUUUGAUGACACUCAUCUAUCACAACAAGCAAGCAGUAGAAAUCUUCAGCCGAUAUCAAAAUUAUACUCCGACAAGGUUCAUAGUAAACGUGGCCAAAAUCGAAAACGGCGCCCGCCAUCUUGCGAUGUGUCAAA
Manduca sexta (tobacco hornworm) is the source of this 2663-nucleotide messenger RNA. Its product is annotated as potassium channel subfamily K member 18. The transcript is spliced from 2 exons. The record is from RefSeq and is a predicted model, not a curated record. Lineage: Eukaryota; Metazoa; Arthropoda; Insecta; Lepidoptera; Sphingidae. Gene Ontology annotation, cellular component: membrane. Gene Ontology annotation, molecular function: potassium ion leak channel activity. Bases 57 to 1457 code for a protein of 466 amino acids. Gene Ontology annotation, biological process: stabilization of membrane potential; potassium ion transmembrane transport.